Molecule: messenger RNA, 3692 nt
Organism: Haliotis rubra (blacklip abalone)
Lineage: Eukaryota; Metazoa; Mollusca; Gastropoda; Lepetellida; Haliotidae
Product: protein phosphatase 1 regulatory subunit 42-like
Molecular function (GO): protein binding
Source: RefSeq, a predicted model, not a curated record
UCAAGGCGCUACAUGUGUAAACAUCGUAACAUAUACUUGAAGGUUCAGUUGUUAUUAGUGCAUUCUAUGUUUGAUGAAUACGUAUUAGUAAAGUAAUAAUAUUAUACGAAGGAGAGUUUGGAUAUCUGGCACAACAUUACAUGUAGAGAUACACCCAAGGACUGUACAGUAACUCUGUAUUGCCAUGUCACUAAGGAAGUUUGAAACAUGGACAUUUCCCUAUUAUAGUUUAUGAUAGAUAUCAGCAACCAAGAUGCCCAAAUUGACAAUAGACCUGAUUGCCCGUGGAACAUCUGGAUACACAAAAAAGAAGCGAGAUGAGUCAAUGCAGCAGUAUCUUCGACGAUUGACACAUCUUUACCUGGAGGACAAGUCUAUAGAUGAAGUGGGUGAGGACUUGGCAUUAUGUCGGAACCUGAUAGUUCUCUAUCUCUAUGACAACCAACUGAGUAAAGUGCCGGUCCUCCACCACAACCAGAGCCUCACUCACUUAUACCUACAGAACAACAACAUCUGCAAAAUAGAAAACCUUGGACCCCUCAACCGACUUGUAAAACUCUACAUCGGUGGCAACAACAUCACGGUUGUGGAGGGGCUAGAGAAGCUGGACCAACUUCAGGAGCUGCAUGUGGAGAACCAGCAACUGCCCCCAGGGGAGAAGCUGCUGUUUGACCCCAGGUCACUCAGAACUCUUGCUAACACUCUACAAGUGCUCAACAUAUCAGGCAAUAACCUGGACAGCAUCAAGGAUCUGGAGGUUUUGAAGGGUAUCACUCAGAUGAUGGCCAGUGAUAACUUCCUCAAUGACAUGAAGGAGCUUGCUCAUAUACUAGGACUGUGGCCAUUCCUAUGGAGACUGGAGCUGAUGGGCAACCCAGUGUGUCACAAGGCAAAGUACAGGGACAGAAUUAUUGUCAUGUCUAAGCAUUUAGAGAUGCUAGAUGGAAAGGAGAUCACUGAAACGUCUCGUCAGUUUUUGUGCAACUGGCAUGCCAGCAAAGAGACGCAGAAAAGAAAGCGAGAUGAACUCCUUCGCAAAGGAACAAUGAUGACGGACAUGACCGAUGCCCAUGGCCACAAGGAUCUCCCUCCAGUGAAAGGCCCACCAAAGAGUUCCAGCAUUCCUGGAUAUUUGAUGCCAGGAUUACCACGGAAACAGUUCGAUGAGUUGUUGGCUAAAAACAACAUGUCUGACAACACUGUCAACACUACUGUCAACAACCGUGCAAGUAAAACCCGCAGCGGUGUGCUUCGUGCCAAGUACACUGACGCUCAAGGUGUUGUCCACAUGAAGCCUGUGUCCUCCGCCCCAGUCCGUAGGCACCCCUUCAUGAGUGUCAGCUUCGAGGUGACUGGUGGCCUUGGAAACCAGCACAUUCCUCAGCAUUUCCUUUAGAGAUACGUCCAUUGUCAACACAGAUCGCAGAAUGGGAAUAUUGUUUGCAUCUCACCAGUUUCAUUUUAUUUUGCACAGCAGCGUCACCUCUGCUCCUUUCUGUAAGAGAGAAAGCAUCUGUGAUUGACUCUGUUUAGUCAUUUAUGGAUAUAAACAUGACAUUGGACUGACCUUUUCAACCUUGGCUUGUAUCAUUUACUCCCACAGUUACUUAGGCAUCUAGUGUAGACUGACACAUUCACUGCUACCUAGACCAAUUUGUUUAGGGCGAAACCAAUGCUGUCAAGUUGAUGAUUGACCUCACAUAGAAGAGAUUCCAUUAUGUAUAAUGAGUGCCCUCAUCGAUGGUCACCUGAAUGUAUGUGUGGAUGCGUGUUAUAUCCAUUGCUUUUGUUGUCUCAUGUUUGAAAGUGCUACAUAACCAGAUUCAUUGUAUGUCAUUUGUUUGAGAACGUGACUUGUAGAAUCCUGUUGAUUUAUCAAACUAUGUUGCAAGAACUGCACAAAAUUUUGUUGUAUGCACAUUUUGGAUUUUAUUUUAGCAAUACUUAUAAAUAAGUUAACUGAUGAUUCUUUAAUGUAUGAUACAUUGUAAAUAUGAUACUGCUGUUGAUGUAUAUAUUUUGAAUAUAUUUAUUGUUUUUUAUAGUCUGAGGUGAUGAAUUGAUACUGUUGAUGAAGUGAUUAUCAUAAUAAUUGAUAUGGUGCUUAUCAGUAACCUAUACAUGUGUACAUAUUAUCUUAUAGCUGAAUCUUGGUAAAACAAAAGUUCAAGCGAUAUCAAGAUCAUUUUGUUAUUGCUAGUCUUUCUUUGUUACAAGAAGAACAUAAAUUAUUUACAUUGCAAUUGGAUUUUUACUCUGUGUUUCUACCUGAUAAAUAUGAUAAGAGUAUAUUAUCCCAAGAGGAGUUCAAAUCUCCAUUUCCAAAUUGUUUCAAUUCUAUUUAUGUAUGAAGUUCAGUUAAGUGAGUCAAUGAAGAUAGUUAUGAAUACACUUAUAGCAAUGUAUAUAGACUAUUUUUUAAAAGAUGAUAUCCUUGUGUAGUAUUUGAUCGUUGCCUUGAUGCUAUUGCAUUACUUGACCUUAGCAGUAUUACAGCUUCUUGAUGCACAGAGUCUUGGUUUUAGUGUGUUGACAACAUUAACAACUAGUUUGGCGGUAUUACCUUGAAAUGGUAUUAUACAUAGCUAGUGUGAGUGAGUUUAGUUUUGCGUCGCUUUUUAGCAAUAUUCCAGCCAUAUCACUGCGGGUGACACCGGAAAUGGGCUUCACCCAUUGUACCCAUGUGGGUACUCGAACCCGGGUCUUCGGUGUGAUGAGCGAAUGCUUUAUCCACCAGGCUCCACAUAGCUAGAAUACUGAUAUCUGAAUGUUUAGCACACUCAUGAUCACAAUGCGAUCUUAGUGCUAAGAUGAUAGUAACUCCCAUACUAAAGCAGACUCACGAAAAUCGUAGCGCUAAUAUCACUUUGUAAUCUGAUCUUGCUGUCUGCAAUGAUGUAUCUGAGAUGUUGCUGACAAAGGCAAUAAACUUGCUUUCACGUUUAUCAGUUUACACAAAUUGCCGAUGCAUCAUUAAGCAAAAUUCACCCACUUAUUCAUCUCCAGCAUUGCAUUCAUUGACCAAAAUCAAAAUAUUUUAUGCAAGUUUUCACAUAUGAUUUAUUGGAGAACACUUCUUAUUAAUAGUAAUUUCAUUGUUUUAAGGGAAUAUGUGAUCCUGUGUAGCUACCAAGUGACACAUUAGUGGAGGAGUAAUGUUUCUUAUUGUGUGUAAACCCAAAUGAAAUGUUACCUUCUGAUGUAGGAAAAACAGGAAGCUUUAACAAAGAAAUAUUUGUUGAUGAAGGUAAUAUUUUGAUACAGGAAUAUAUUUUAUGAAUAAAACUUGAUUCAGCUGUAUCCCUUCAAAGUAUCCACUGAGUAAACAGUCCCUGAGUAACCUAUGACUGGUCUUAUGGAUGAUCAGGCUUGGUGAAUUGGUUUUCUGUUUUCAUAGCCCAAUGAUGGGAUGCAGCUUGUGAAAUUAAGCAUUAGUUUGUCUGGUCCAGAAUUCCAUUGUUUGCAGACUGCUGUGGUAUUGCUGACAAUAAGCAAAUAAAAAACAAUUACAUGAGAAAGGAAGUAAUUGUGUCAUCUAAUCAAAAUGUUAACAUGUUUGUAGAUACCUGCAAUAUUUGCUCAAGUUUCCUGUUAGGUAGUCCUGUUAGUUUCAUACAGUGUAAAUAGACAGCUUGAAAGUGGAGGUUGCAUUUUGUGUUGGCUUUGUCACCAUAAAAUAGUUUAAACAUCAA